Molecule: messenger RNA, 3938 nt
Organism: Nasonia vitripennis (jewel wasp)
Lineage: Eukaryota; Metazoa; Arthropoda; Insecta; Hymenoptera; Pteromalidae
Product: peptide transporter family 1
Exons: 9
Coding region: 339-2438 (699 amino acids)
Biological process (GO): oligopeptide transport; transmembrane transport
Cellular component (GO): membrane
Molecular function (GO): dipeptide transmembrane transporter activity
Source: RefSeq, a predicted model, not a curated record
UCGCGCGAGCGCGUCGCCGCUCCAAAUAUACCGAACCGGCGUCAGUUGAGCUCACGCUCUCGGCACGAACGCACAUACAUACCCACGUGUCGCCCAGCUUUUUGUGAUCUUCAAUCGGUAGACGACAACGAGCUGACCAUGCGGAGAACCAGGAGCUACUGAAGCUGUGCGGAAAAUCGGUUGGACAGUGUCGCGACGAUUUUGUCCUUCUUCUUCUUCUUCUUCCUCUUAUCGGCGCUACCUGCGAGCUCGCGGUUCUUCCGUGUUUUGGCAUUUCACUCGUACACUAGCUCGACGGAGAGAAGAUCGGCUUGCCGAUCGCCGACUGAGCGACGAAGAUGGCUGUCAGCGAGGUUGACCGCGACCAGAAACUGAAAUAUCCAAAAUCAGUAUUCUUCAUCAUCUGCAAUGAGUUCUGCGAGAGAUUCUCCUACUACGGCAUGCGAACUGUCCUGUCGUUCUACUUGGUGGACAUUCUCCUGUAUACGCAGACUAUGGCCACCGUCAUCUACCACACCUUCACCAUGUUCGCCUAUUUCUUCCCACUGCUCGGAGCUAUGCUGGCCGACUCGUACCUCGGCAAGUACAGGACGAUCCUCUACCUCAGCGUUGUCUACGCCGCAGGACAGCUGCUGCUCGCGGUCAGUUCAGUGCCGCCGCUCGGUCUUCCCGUCAGGGAAUUCUCGAUUCUGGGCCUGCUGAUGAUAGCCCUGGGCACAGGAGGUAUCAAGCCCUGCGUCGCAGCCUUCGGAGGUGACCAGUUCAAGCUGCCACAGCAGGAGCACUACCUAGCGGUCUUCUUCUCGCUCUUCUACUUCUCCAUCAACUCUGGCUCGCUAAUUUCCACUGCCAUCACACCGGUGCUCCGCAAAGAAGUCACCUGCUACGGGAUGACCACCUGCUAUCCCCUGGCUUUCCUCGUCCCGGCCGUCCUUAUGACAGUUUCUAUAGUCAUAUUCUUCGCGGGAAAACGACUGUACAAGAUCAGACAGCCCGAAGGCAACGUCGUGGUCAAAGUGGUGCUAUGCAUUUCCCACGCAAUCGGCCGCAAGAUAAAAUCAAAGGGCAAGCGCGAACACUGGCUGGACUAUUCGGACGACAAGUACGAUCGUCAUUUGAUCGAAGACAUCAAGUCCGUCCUGAAAGUCCUCGUGCUCUUCGUACCUCUACCCUUCUUCUGGGCCCUGUUCGACCAACAAGGCUCUCGAUGGACCUUCCAGGCGUCUCGAAUGGACGGCGAGGUGUUCGGCUAUCUCAUCAAGCCCGAUCAGUUCCAGGUGAUCAAUCCUCUCUUCAUCGUCAUCUUCAUCCCGGUCUUCCAGUGGGCGAUCUACCCCAUCCUCGAGAAAUUCCUGUACCUCAACACGCCGCUGAGAAAGAUGACCGCGGGUGGAAUCUUAGCAGGUCUGUCCUUCAUUAUCUCUGCUAUCGUCGAGCUCAAUAUCGAGCCGACCUACGCGGUACAACCAUCCCAAGGUUUGGCGCAGAUAAGGAUAUUCAAUACGAUUAACUGCCCAGCUUCUUUGACUCUUGGAAGUUCAACAAACAAAACAUCGUACUCUUUGGAAGCUCUGAACAUGAUCCAGGACUUGUACGUCCCUGUGAAUAACAGCUCUACGGUAUUGACGCUCGACGCGAAGUAUACGGACUGCAAACAAUUGCCAGGCGGAACUUUAACUGUAUCGGAGAACCUCACGCUUGUGGAAAAAACCGCAACCUCCUGGGCCCUGACGAUCGAAGGCCUGAGCCCACCUUUCGCAGAUAGCGUUGAGAAAUCGGGAACCGGCGACCCAUUUGUGCGCGCCUUGAUCUACAAGACGACGUCAAAGAUCAACUCGACCAUCAAUUUUAACGGCGAAAAAGAGAAUCAAAUCAACAUCACCAAAAAGCUCCAAUUCACCGAGUUCGACAAAAUCAAUCACAACCCGUACAACAUAACGCUCGACGGAAAACCCGUUGAGGAUAACGUGUUCUUCAGAUUCGGUGGUGUUUACAACAUCAUCGGAUACGCUUCCGACACAGAUGCAGCUGCCAAAACUGUGACUCUAGCCGAUCCAAACUCUGUGCACAUGUUCUGGCUGAUGCCGCAAUAUGUGGUGAUCACCAUGGGAGAGAUCAUGUUCUCAAUCACGGGACUGGAGUUUGCCUUCACCCAGGCGCCGGUUACAAUGAAGUCGUUGCUGCAGGCCAGCUGGUUGUUGUCUGUGGCGUUUGGAAACUUGAUUGUGGUUAUCAUUGCUGAGGCGGCGUUCUUCGAUCGACAGGUGUUUGAAUUUUUCCUGUUUGCCGGAUUGAUGUUCGUCGACAUGAUCAUUUUCGCGAUAAUGGCCAGGUGCUAUAAGUACGUCGAACCGGUGUCAAACAACGAAUCAGUCGAGGACAUACACCUACAGACCAAGAACGGCAUCGGCAACGAGAACUACUCUGAGGAUCUAUAAGGAAACGCAUAACAUUACCAUCAUGAAAAAGAGUACUUUGAGUACUCAAUAAGACUGUAAAUUUUAGCCAAAUACUUACUGGGCCAACAUUUUGCUAGAAUUUGUUGUUACGAAAAUUUCUGGGGUUUGACUCCGAUUUAAGGUGGGUUUACGUGGAGUUUGUAAAUUUAGAAUGAAAGAUUAUUUGUGCAAUAUUAAAAUAUUUUUACAAACUCCAUUUAAAAACUUCGAGAUUAAAAUACACGUAUCGAUCGUUUUUUACACAUGGAAAAUGAUCAACGAUACCGAUGCAUUUUUCCACUGUGAAAAUGUAACACUUUGUACAUAUCUAUUCUUAUGUUUUUUCUCGUUGACGAUGAUUUUAUUUGUGCGCACACGUUGACGCAGCGUGUAAAACGGAUGUCUGAAUAUUGUUUUAAUCGCGCCGAGUUUUAUUGUCUCGUUGCUGCAGAUGAGCGAAGCCACAUGCGUACAAUAUGAGUUGAGCGGGUAGCAACUCAAUGCGAUUCUAGCUCGUUCGUACAGCGAUGCAAUUUAGACCUGUCACUGAACGCUUAAGUGAUGAUUAAUUUCUCUUCGGUCCCUGUGCUCGUAGUGAAACUUGGCAAAAAGAACAUUUUGACAGCUAAACGAGACGAUCCACGCUUAGCGGUACGUUGCGUGCGUUUUUUUUUUACGAAACAGUGUUUGUACGAAGCUCGUUAAUUUUUGUACAAGAUGUUUUCUUUUAUCGAAUGAUCACAUUACAAUGUUUGUAUGACUGAUCUUUUUUAGUUUUUUACAGUGCAAAUUAACAACGACAGUUAGCAGCAGUUCUUACGUACGCUAAUUAUACGAAACAACUCUUACCUGUGCAUAAGAGUAAAUAAAUACGCCUACAAGAAACAAACGGCUGAACAAAGAUAAGCACGUUAUCGUGCAGUCGUUUGUUCAUCUCACACAACAAAUCAAACGUGGUACUACACUUGCUAUUUAAAAACAAAAAAUUACUCAAUCAGGAUCUAUAUUUCAAUUUUAUUGACACUUUUUCUUUGGCGCAAAAAAUAUCGACAAACUUCGGUCUUGCAUUUUUCAUUUUUUUUUCACCUAUUAAUAAUGAAUUAGAAAAGUGCGUUUAAAAUCCGCGUUCGCACAAAAGUAACACAUUUUGACGUAUCCACAACGACGAAUUAAUUAUUUUUAUAUCACGAGGACUUAUGCGUACUGCAAAACUACACAGCUGACAAUGUAACUGGCAGAGGGUUUGUGUAUGUGAGUUCUUAUUACAGACCGAUUUUCCAUUUGUCACACUUCCAGACUCCUCCGCCGCCUCAUCACUUCUGUAUCAUUCGCACUCAUUCAUAAAGGUUUAUUACCUAGUCUGUGAUAAGCGUUAUUACCAAUACUAUUAUCGCACAACAUGAGUCGUUGAAAACUAUGGAUGCCUUUCUUGUUGAAUUCGAAUAAAUAUUAUACAAUAUCUUGUUGAACAAAAAAUAAAUAAAACAUUAAAGAUACAAA